AUGUUGCGAUACUAGCUAGCUACACACUAGCAUUAAAGCCACGAAAAGAUGCCCAUUCACGGGAUUAAAACAAUAAAACAAACAACGAGAAGUCUGGGAAAACUUUGCCAAACUGUGCCCAAACACUAUUAGACUACAACCCGAAUCACUUCCCUUCAGUUUGGAGUGUGUUAGCAUUGUUUUAUCUCAGCACUAUUGGACGCGUUUUUUUCUUCUGGAGGAGUCCAGUCUGAUGAAUUCACCGAAAAAAGACGGAGAUGAUGAUGUGCCCGUUAAAGACCCGGUAAAAUACGGCGAAUUGGUCAUUUUGGGGUACAAUGGCUCUCUACCGACCGGAGACCGCGGGCGCAGAAAGAGCCGCUUUGCUCUGUACCGAAGGGCCAAGGCCAACGGUGUCAAACCCAGCGCUGUGCACAUCCUCAACACCCCACAGGACACUAAGGCUGUCCACAGCAGGGGGCAGCACAGUAUCUCUUUCACGCUGUCCCGUAACCAGACAGUGGUGGUGGAGUACUGCCAUGACAACAGCACAGACAUGUUCCAGAUUGGACGCUCCACAGAAAGUCCCAUUGACUUUGUGGUGACAGACACCUCAGGAGGGGGGAAGGAGGGGGAGGACCCCUCCAUCGCUCCCAGCACCAUCUCACGCUUUGCCUGUAGAGUAGUGUGUGAACGCAACCCACCUUACACCGCACGAAUCUACGCCGCCGGCUUUGACUCCUCCAAAAAUAUCUUCUUAGGGGAGAAAGCAACCAAAUGGAAAAACCCUGAUGGGCAUAUGGACGGCCUGACUACCAAUGGGGUGCUGGUGAUGCACCCAGAGGGGUUUCCAGAGGACCCUAAGCAGGGCCUGUGGAGGGAGAUCUCCGUGUGCGGGGAUGUCUACGCCCUGCGGGAGACACGCUCUGGACCCAGCCGGGGAAAACUAGCGGAGGGCGAGAGCAGUGCGUUACGUGACGGCUCUCUGGUGGACCUGUGUGGUGCCACCCUGCUGUGGCGUACCGGUGAGGGGCUCAUGCGGGCCCCCACCCUCCGUCACCUGGAAGCCCUUCGCCAGGAGCUCAAUGCGUCCCGGCCCCAGUGUCCUGUAGGCCUCAGCACACUGGCCUUCCCCAGCCUGCCACGCAGCCACAGGUGGGAGCCAAACCUUGAAGAGCGUCAGCCCUGGGUCUACCUCACCUGCGGCCACGUCCACGGACGCCACGACUGGGGCCAGAGAUCCGAGGGGGUGGAGAUGCCAGGAGAGGGCGAGGUAUCCACGACCCGGCGGGAAUGUCCCCUGUGCAGGACGGUGGGUCCCUACGUGCCCCUGUGGCUGGGCUGUGAGCCCGCCGUGUACGUGGACGCUGGAGCUCCCACCCACGCUUUUGUGCCGUGCGGCCACGUCUGCUCGGAGAGGACAGCCAGGUACUGGGCCGAGACCCCGCUCCCCCACGGGACGCACGCCUUCAGACCCGUCUGCCCCUUCUGCUCCAGCGCACUAAGCACGCCCGGCUGGACGCGGCUUAUCUUCCAGGGCCCCAUCGACUAGCCGCCACUCUUUGGCAAACCACUAACACAGUAACACAAAGAUGCCUGAGCUUCAUUCUUGUUUCAAACGUCGGUCAGUGUUCAGUAGGGAUGGGUAGUGGAUCAGUAGUGCUGUUAUUUUCAACAGCAAGUCUGUUUCUUGGUGUAACACUGUCCCGCUUUGUUACCGAAUGCAGCUCAAAGCUAAAUCCCUCCCCGUGUUCAACCUUUAAUGCUUCUCGAUUGGUGUAAGAUCUUGAGAGUAGGUGGAAACAAACAUGAUGGAGUGAUUGAUAGGGUCACAUGGAUAGUGUUUACUCUUUCAGGGAAGAUCUGCCGCUUUUCAUUCCAACCAAACAUUACACCUCCACUGCUUAGCUAACGGCAACAAGAGAGGAUUCUCUUAACUAAAACUGUAGCUUACACGAUGCUACUCUAACCCAUUUCAAAUGAAUUCACCCCAUGAUGAAAUGACCCACUAAUCGUACACAAACAACCAGAUCUCAUCCUUUUUAUUUGACUUUUUCAGAAGCCAUGUAUGACAUGACACGUAGCUUUCUUGCACAGAAAUAGGGAACAGCCUUUUUUACUCAGUUGAUCUGCUGUGUCUUGCACGUCUGCAGUGCCUGUGUGUCCUUAACUCGGUGAAACGCCACCUCUUGCACUUCUUCUCGGCCUGACCUCUGACCACUUUCAUCAUUACUCACACUAUAUUGUAAUGCUGCAACUCAUAAAACAGUUUUAAACCGAUCUGGUCUCAACAAAAACACCCUAUUUUAUAAUAUAAUAUUAUAUCAUUUAUACGUUUUUUAUAGAGUUGGUUGCUGAUUUCCCUGUCCCCUGAACAUCCUGCUGAUUUACAUUCAUAGCUGAAUUGUGAGCAGGACAUUUUAACCGCAAAGGUGAAGUCAGAAGCUUUUACUCAUCAUUUUAAGUUUUGAAAGUUUGAUCAAGGGAAAAUGAUUAAUCAUCGUUAAAGGGAGUUUAUGCAGUUUUUCAUCUUUUGUCCUCGUGCAUCUUUUAGUGUGAAAUCUAUGCAGGGGAAUCCAAUAAAUGAGUCCCAGUGUGUAGUAAAAGGUUGGAAUGAAAGCCUGCAGACUUCUCGUAAGGGAACUCCACAAGCUGUGUGAUCGAACCACUCCAAGUUCUCCUCUUAAGGCCAGAUCUUACCCCGAUUACCAAGCAGAGCGAGGAUAAGCACAGGGCUCGGAUUGAAACCGGGUAAAAAGAAAUCCACUCCAUAACUCUCUACAGCAAUAAUAGCACUCCCAUAGAUAAGCUACAUGUUGUGCUAUGUUUAGCCAGGUGUGAGGUCGGCGGUCACUCUUGAACAUGGCUGAAACGGUUUCCAGGUUAAGGGCUCAACCAGAGGCGUGUUCAAUAUCUCAAAGUGGUUUAUUUCCAAAUGUCGUGUGUGUGAUGUAACCAAAGCACUAGAAAUUAAUGACGAGCAACUGAAUCAGUGAUUAAACAUUUAUUUCUAACUAUAUAAGUAUGCUUUUAGGCUGCAGAAGUACACCGCAGCGUGAUAAAAGAGCGCCUUUGUGAUCAUUUGAACACACUUCUGGUUACUGAACUAUGCGUAAACAGGGUCCAUGUUAGUACGGUGGAGAGUCAAAAAGGUUUGACCUGCAUAACCUCAAAAGAUAACAUUUUGUUUUGUUUUGAAGAAGAACUAUUUUGUUAGGAAAUGGGGUGGGAUUUAUUUGGGGGAAGCGGGGGGGAAUUCUUUUAGAUGUUUAGUGUUAAAAAAAAAAACUAUUUUUCUAACUGAUAUUGGGUUUUAGUUUAACCGUUGUUACUCAGUGUAAGCAAGUUCCGUAUGUUUACGAAUAUUAUCGUGUGGUAGAUCUAGGAGAGCUUGUGAGUGAGAAAAACAUUGCCAACACUGUGUCCAACAAACACACACUUAUUAACACACCGCUACCAUGAAAAAAACAUUGCCCAGACAAUGAAUGUAGCCAAAUACUCAGGCUAUAUUUAGCCUUCCCUGGUGCUCAUAUUGAAUGGUCUAUAUUGUGAUACUAUUUUUGUAACUGAAUAUUAUGGUGUAGCUUUGGUGGAUUAGCUCGAUGAGAAAAAAGUAAAGUCAGAUAAUUUCAAUAAUAGCCUCAAGUGUGGAAGAUGUAUAAUUGAUAAUACACACUCACAUGGAAAAUUGUGUCUAGCUUGCAUGUGCUGAACGUACACACACAGUAUGAACACUACACGUACACUCACUUUGAACAACUUUGCACGGUUGAUCACCAACCUGUUCUUCAUGCUGAGAGCGUUUGUCGCAGACCAACAUGUCUUCCGAGUCCUCGGCUGGUAAAACCUCAGAAUUUCUGUUCUUUGUUUUUGGAAGACCUCUCUAAAAGAAAAGAAGAAAAAAAGCAAAGAGAGUUAAAAAAAAAAAAAAUCCUCAUACUUGAUAGAUGUGUGACGUUUGUGAAUGAGACCUUAUCCCACUUUGUACUACUAUGCUAAUAUUUUCCACCAAACAAAUCACUGCUGAAAGAAAUCCGCUUGUUUUAAUCUUGUAUUCACACCAAUCGGGGUAUAUUCAAAGCCAGAUUUGAUUUUCAAAAUGCCGUGUGAAGUCUCGAUACAAGAUUUAAACUUGCUUUAGUGCGGUGGAUAACUGACGUAGUGUUGAUAAUUACUGUAGCUCAGGAUCAGUGAUUUCAGAUUCACAGCUUGCGAGGCCUGGUAGAAGACACUUUCAGUCAUAUCAGAGUAAUCAUCUAAUGUAAAAUGCCAAAUUGUAGAGGGCAUGCUGUGGUGUAGUGCCACAGAUCUAGCAUCAGUCACAUACGGGUCUUUAAAAAAAUAAAAAAGGGGUGGAGGCACGAACAGGCUAGGAAAACAUCUCCAUCAGCUGCCCUAUUCUGAGCACGCCAAAUCCAGUGAAUCCUGCUUUCCAAGAUAAUAUAUACAACGAUAAAUGUAACACCAUUGGCAUGUGGAUGGAGAACCGUUGCAGCACCCUCAUUGGCUUCCACUUUAUAAUCUGAUAUAUUUAUUUUAGCUAAUCUCGUGACCUUUGCUUUGUUUUAGUCUUCAUUUGAACCCUCUUUGGGUUAUAGGUGUCUUUAUGCAAUUUCCUCCUAAACAUUUUUUUAUUUCUAGUAUCUGUGAAUUUCUCAGUGUUUUAGGUUGUUUGAUAUCUCCAGUUAAGUAAUUAGAAGUUGUUUUUUUUAAUUACAUUUCACUUGUCCUUCACACCAGAUGGCAAAACCUCAACAUCCUAACUCAUCUUGCUAUAGUUGAGUCAGUAGCUGACACGCAACAUACAGCGUUUGAACCUCACCUCUAACAAUGCAUUCCUUUUAAUACAUCCGUGUUAUGUACAGCUAUUUUGUAUUAUUUUAUAUCAUAUUCUCCUGUAAUCGUCGGGUGCACAGACAAUCGCUAUACACAUGUCAAUAAACCUGUUGAAAAGUUGAA
Messenger RNA from Eleginops maclovinus (Patagonian blennie), 4938 nucleotides. RefSeq names its product E3 ubiquitin-protein ligase pellino homolog 2. Bases 233 to 1531 code for a protein of 432 amino acids. The record is from RefSeq and is a predicted model, not a curated record. Lineage: Eukaryota; Metazoa; Chordata; Actinopteri; Perciformes; Eleginopidae. Gene Ontology annotation, biological process: protein polyubiquitination; regulation of Toll signaling pathway. The transcript is spliced from 7 exons. Gene Ontology annotation, molecular function: protein binding; ubiquitin protein ligase activity.